Messenger RNA from Dicentrarchus labrax (European seabass), 1079 nucleotides. Its product is annotated as histone H2A.V. The transcript is spliced from 5 exons. Lineage: Eukaryota; Metazoa; Chordata; Actinopteri; Moronidae. Gene Ontology annotation, cellular component: nucleosome. The record is from RefSeq and is a predicted model, not a curated record. Gene Ontology annotation, molecular function: structural constituent of chromatin; protein heterodimerization activity; DNA binding. The coding region runs from base 161 to 547 and encodes 128 amino acids.
GGAGAUUCGAAGUAACAACACGCGUUCUGAUUGGCUCUCCAGACUCCCACGAGGGGUCUCAUGCAAAAGAUUUCCGAAAGGGUUUAUUGUUUCUUUGCUUUCGGGAGCCGAAAUUGUUUGCUAUCUACCCAGUUCUACAAUCAAAUAACGAGACGUAAAAAUGGCUGGUGGCAAAGCAGGAAAAGACAGUGGCAAAGCCAAGGCAAAAGCAGUGUCGCGCUCCCAGAGGGCUGGGCUGCAGUUCCCAGUGGGUCGUAUCCACAGGCACUUGAAGACUCGCACAACCAGCCACGGUCGUGUAGGAGCCACAGCAGCUGUGUACAGUGCUGCUAUCCUUGAGUACCUCACUGCUGAAGUACUAGAGUUGGCGGGCAACGCCUCCAAAGACUUGAAGGUGAAGCGUAUCACCCCCCGUCACUUGCAGCUUGCCAUCCGUGGUGACGAGGAGUUGGACUCCCUCAUCAAGGCAACAAUUGCUGGAGGAGGUGUAAUUCCCCACAUCCACAAAUCCCUCAUUGGCAAGAAGGGCCAGCAGAAGACUGCAUAGAUGCCACGUUGACCAGAAAUUUCGGGGCUUGGGCUUUGAUCGGACCAGGAGUUCACAUUUGUUCUUUUUUAUUAUUAAUAUUAUAGCAAACGAAGGGUGAUUGUUAGGCUUUGUGUUGUAAUAUUUUCCCAUAACUAGAAGAAAAGUUCAGAAAACCCCUUAACGACAAAAAAACCCCCUUUGUAUGUUAUUGUAGAACGUUUGACUGGGGAGUUCAUGAUUAUUUCAGAUUGUGACAGUGAAUUUGUUUGAUUGGCCUGGAACUCUGUAAUGUUUUAUACUGAAAAAAGAAAUUGUUAAAACCAUUUUUUAUAUAAAAAAAAAAAAACUUGUUUCGUGGUUAUUUUCUUGAAGUUACAAUAUUUUACUAUAAUACAAGUUUUUAAGGAAAUGUUUUUUUUGACAGCCAAAUGGGUAACAACAGCUAAAUGUGAGAUGGUGCUUUUUUUCCUUUAUACUUGCUGUAAUAUUUUGAACUGCACAAGGAUAGUGAUGUAUUAAAAGUUGAAUUUUUUACAUCAGAAUGAACAAA